CUUCCCUGCAACAGGCCGCGACGCUCGGCAUGUAAAGACGCACCUGGAUAACUACAAGCUGCUCGACUUCUCGCCGCUGCUCAACACCGCCUCGUACGUCAACGUGGUCGCCGAGAGGGAGGAGGAGGAGGUGGCGCUCUCCGGUCUCAAGGUCAACAUCGCCGAUCAGACCAUCUACCCGGGCUCGUUCAAGCUGCACAACGACGCGCUCAACAUGCUUGGCGACCUGUGGCAUCUCCCCAAGAGCGCCUCCUUCGACGAGUACGGCUGCCAUGCCGGCGCGUGCACCGUCGGGUCGACCGAGGCGUGCCUCCUCGCCGGCCUGGCGCUGAAGUUCCGGUGGCGCAAGUGGUACGCAGCCAGGCACGGGCUGAGCGAGGCGGAGGUGCGGAGCGUGUACCCGAACCUGGUCAUCUCGACCAUGUACCAGGCCUGCUGGGAGAAGCUGUUCAAGUACAUGGACAUAGAGCCCCACUUUGUCUCGCCCAAGGUGGGCGAGAUGGUGCUUCGCCCUGAGGACGUGCGUGCGGCGGUGGACGACAAGACCAUCGGAGUGGUCUGCAUCCUCGGCAACCACUACUCUGGACACUACGACCCGGUGGCGAGCGUGGGCGAGGUGCUGGGCGAGCUCAACCGGGCGAACGGGUGGCAGGUGGGCAUUCACGUGGACGCGGCGAGCGGCGGCUUCGUCAUGCCCUUCCAGCCGGAGGAAGAGGUGGGGCUCUGCGACUUUCGAGUGCCAGCGGUGCUCUCGAUGUCUGCCUCGGGCCACAAGUUUGGCGUGUCGAUGUGCGGCACGGGAUGGGUGCUCUGGCGCGACCGCGACGACCUCUCGGAGCACAUCGCAAUCUCGGUCUCGUACCUCGGCGGCAAGGCGGACAGCUACACCCUCAACUUCUCGCGGCCCGCGUCGGGCUCGGCCGUGCAGAUGUACAAGUUCCUGCGGCUGGGUCGCGACGGCUACACCAAGCUGUGCGCCUCUCAGAUGGCGGUCGCCGCCAUGAUCCGCAGAGGGUUGGCCGAGAUGCUGCAUACGCCGACGGGCCGGCCGCUCUUCACACUGCUGGACGCCGGCGACAAGGGGUGCCUCCCGGUGGUCGCCGCGCAGUUCAACAAGGAGCUCGGUUUGCCGUACGAUUCGACGGACCUGCAGCAUGUCCUCUCGGAGCGUCACUGGUACGUCGGAGGCUAUCACAUGAAUUUCAAUCACCCUCUCACCGAGGAGAAGACACCGCUCUUCUCGGACGCGGACGCCGACGUGGCCAUGUUCCGCGUGGUCGUCAAGGCCAACCUGAGCCCGAUGCUUGCCCGCGACCUGAUUGCGGCGGUCCGCGAGACGUGCGAUUUCCUCGAGCGCACCGGUGAGGCGUACCAGAAGCUGCACGCGGGCGCAAAGAGCCAGCCGUUCUCGUCGCACUGAUGCCGCGCUCGCUGGCCGCGGCGGUCUUACUAGUCAGUCUAAAUAGAGAUAGCUGAUUGCUGAUAUAGGAAGGGCUGAGAGGAGAUUCAGAUUGGGAGGAGGGGCCACUUCACCGCCUUGGUUGUACUACGAGAGAGUCGUUGGGGUCUAGGAGAUAGAGAGUGCUGCACGUGCGUCCAUUAAGCACGAGCUAAUCUACAAAUCGAGUUUCGAGUCAA
Emiliania huxleyi CCMP1516 is the source of this 1638-nucleotide messenger RNA. RefSeq lists its product as hypothetical. Bases 215 to 1420 code for a protein of 401 amino acids. The transcript is spliced from 3 exons. Gene Ontology annotation, cellular component: cytosol. The record is from RefSeq and is a predicted model, not a curated record. Lineage: Eukaryota; Haptophyta; Isochrysidales; Noelaerhabdaceae. Gene Ontology annotation, molecular function: glutamate decarboxylase activity; pyridoxal phosphate binding. Gene Ontology annotation, biological process: L-glutamate catabolic process.